UUAAUCUGAUACUUGUUUUUGGAUUUGUAAAAGUUCUUCUUUACUUACUCAUCGUCUUCGAUCUAUUCAGAUUCAGCCUUUGUCGUUUCGAUUUGUGUUUUUGUUACUAAGAAUAUCUGUGUUGAAAGCUUAAAAAGGAAAGGCAUGUGGGUUGUACUUGGCUGACAUAAGGCUUAAGAAUAAUGAAUGAAAAAAGAAUCUCAUUUUCUGAGUAUUCUUUCAUAUGCUUUAAGCCCUCUGCCGUUUUUCUUAGAUGCAAUUCCCAAUCAUCUUCUCUACUUGGACAAAAUCUCAAAUUCUGCAUUAGAUGGCAGGAUAUCAGUUAUUUUGAAUCACCUUUUGGGACAACACAGCACAUUGUGUAUGACCCUUUAUGAUGAUCUGACACUUAAUCCUAUUUAUAGAAAUCUCUUCUCUUCAUAAUUAAUUAUCUAUGUAGCACCAACACCUAUGAAAGUAGGCGUGCCUAUGUCGGUGUCCCAAGAAAAACUAGGUUGAGUAAGAACCGUAACUGGUUUAACCAAAAGACUGUCAGAGGAAUGACUAACUAAUAAUAAUCAACUAAACUAAUUAUAUUUCACUCCCAACAGUCCCCCUCAAGCUUGAGAGUAUAUGUUAAACAAUCUCUGCGGAAUGUAUUUUACAGAAAGGUGAGGGUUCAAGAGGUUUAGUAGAGAGAUAUGCUUAAUUGGUUUGCAGAAGCUACUGGAAGAUGAACAAGUCAGCUUGAUGUUGCUGUCUAACAAUGUGACAGUAAUAUUUAAGUGCUUUAUCCUUUGUGAAGGCUUGGAUUCAUAGCAGUGUGACGAGUGGAUGGCUGUCACAGUAGAGUAGUGCAUGUUGGACGAAAUAGACGUGAAGAUCUUAAAGGAGAUAGGCGAGCCAUUGCAGCUCACAAGUUGGUGAUUAUAAGGCUCCAUUGUUUGGCUUCUGAGGAUGAAUGAAAGACAUAGGUUUGUUUCUUUGAGCGCCGUGAAGUUAAUGAGGUUCUAAUGAAAAUGAUAAAUCCAGUGGUUGAGGGACGAGAUGUUUGACAAGGUUCCGGUCUAAAUCACUGAAGGCUUUAAGUUGAAUGGUUGAGUCGAAGAAAAGAACAAAAAAACCAUGAGCUGGAGGAUGUUGCAUGAAUUGGCUCAAUUUUUUAACGACAAAACUAAAGUCGGAGGGCAUUUGUAAAGUAAACGAGUGGUUAUUCAUCUAUAAGCCGGUGGGCAUUUGUAGUGACAUAAACGUAUUCUCUUGUUGGUAUGGUGUACUUCUAGACCAAGGAAAUAUUUGAGAUCUCCUAGAUCUUUGAUGUGGAAGGAAGAGUGUGGAAAAAUGUUUGACAAGGUUGAUAUCUUGAAUGGAUUUUCUUGUGAGAACAAUGUUGCGGCAUAAAUAGCAAGAGAAGUGAAAGAUGAUUCAUAAGUUUUGAUGAAGAGAUAGUGGCCGUAUUGAGAAUGAUGAAAGCCAACAAAAAUCAGAGUUGUUGAUAAUUUGGAGAAACCACUGUCGAAUUGCGUGACAAAGACCAUAAAGAAACUUUUUGAGACAACAAACUUAGUUGGAGAUGGUUAUGAGUCGAAUAGCUUCAGUCAUAUUUGAUACUGCAAGUGCAAGAUGGUAGUGAUCGAAGAUCUUUCCACACAGUUUUCAAAUUCGUGAAGUACUCAGAAACAGAGGGGUUGCUUCCAUGGAUGACUUUCUUCAGAGUUUCUUCCCCGCAGUGUACAAACAUAAAUUGGAAGCACAUGAAAACAACUAUUGCAAGUAUAACAAUCAGGGCAUUUCUGCAUUUACCUCUACUUUAUACAUUUCUGGUUUUGUUGCAUCCCUGGUUGCAGCUCCAGUUACAAGGAAGUUUGGCCGGAGGACAAGUAUCAUAAUCGGUGGUAUCAACUUUCUCAUUGGCUCGGCUCUUAAUGCUGCAGCUGUUAAUCUGGAAAUGCUCAUCAUAGGAAGAGUUCUGCAAGGUGUUGGCAUUGGAUUUGGAAAUCAGGCUAUUCCGCUCUAUUUGUCAGAGAUGGCGCCGACCCAAUUUCGAGGAGCACUGAACAUGAUGUUUCAAGUGGCAACCACUUUUGGGAUUUUUACAGCAAAUAUGAUCAACUAUGGAACACAGCAGAUUCAACCAUGGGGGUGGAGGUUGGCCCUCGGCCUUGCUGCAAUACCAACUCUUUUGAUGACUGUCGGAGGCAUAUUUAUUCCAGAGACUCCAAAUAGCUUAGUAGAGAGAGGAUCAAAGGAACAAGGUAGGAAGCUCCUUGAAAAAAUGAGAGGUACGGACGAGGUAGACGCAGAGUUCCAAGAUAUGCUUGAUGCAGGUGAAUUGGCAAACUCAAUAAAGCACCCGUAUUGGAACAUCCUUAAGAAAAGAUACAGACCAGAGUUGGUCAUGGCUAUCUGCAUGCCUGCAUUCCAGAUUCUGACGGGCAUAAACUCGAUUCUCUUUUAUGCUCCAAUGCUAUUUCAAAGCAUGGGAUUUGGCAGAGCGGCGUCUCUCUACUCCUCAGCCUUGACUGGAGUAGUUCUCGCCUUAUCAACAUUCAUUUCUAUUGCAACAGUAGAUAGAUUGGGGAGACGACCCUUACUCAUCAGCGGUGGAAUACAAAUGAUUGUAUGCCAGGUUAUAGCUGCCUUAAUUUUGGGGGUCAAGUUUGGAGAAAACCAAGAAUUGUCGAAAAGCUAUUCAAUAUCAGUUGUAGUUGUACUGUCUCUCUUUGUUCUAGCAUUUGGGUGGUCAUGGGGACCACUAGGAUGGACAGUCCCGAGUGAGAUAUUUCCGUUAGAAGUUCGAUCAGCAGGGCAGAGUAUCACAGUGGCUGUAAACCUUCUGUUCACUUUCAUAAUCGCGCAGGCGUUCCUUUCCCUUUUAUGUUCUUUCAAGUAUGGGAUCUUUCUGUUUUUUGCUGGGUGGAUAAGCAUCAUGACGAUAUUUGUUGUCUUGUUCCUACCUGAAACGAAGGGAAUUCCCAUCGAGGAGAUGUCAAUUAUUUGGAGGAAACACUGGUUCUGGAAAAGGAUCCUGUUGGAUGAUGCAGAUAGAUUAUCUCAAGACUCUGGAACUGAAUUAAUUCACUUAGAUGUGUAAUCGACUGUACAAUGAUGCAGUAUAAAACUGAAAAGUUUAUCCAGAUCAAUAGAGUUUACCUUCCGUUUGGUGUAAUUAAGAAAUUAGAGAACUAUAAAGUUAGUUGAAAAGGACAGGGUAGCUCUUAAUUGUAUUUGUGGAAAAUGAUAAAGUUGAUUGACUGUUUGUGCAGUCAUCUAAAUCAUCGAAAACACAGCAAAAAUACUGAACCCAGGCAUAAAACAAAUAAAGCAAACUCUCCAUUUAGUAUUACA
Lathyrus oleraceus (garden pea) is the source of this 3327-nucleotide messenger RNA. RefSeq names its product sugar transport protein 7. Gene Ontology annotation, biological process: monosaccharide transmembrane transport. The coding region runs from base 1676 to 3073 and encodes 465 amino acids. The transcript has 4 exons. The record is from RefSeq and is a predicted model, not a curated record. Gene Ontology annotation, cellular component: membrane. Gene Ontology annotation, molecular function: monosaccharide transmembrane transporter activity. NCBI's taxonomy places the organism in Eukaryota, Viridiplantae, Streptophyta, Magnoliopsida, Fabales, Fabaceae.